AUGAAAACAACUAAGGCCCUACAACCCCAGGCGAGCCAAGGAGAGAUCACAUUCCACAUCUCGGGGGGCGGCAGCAGCAACUGUGCAAAGACGCAGCUUGGAUUGGAGGUGCAUCUUCAGAAGAUAUGUGUUCCCAAAUGCAGAAUCGCACGUCUGACAGUAGAAUCUCGUAGCAGCAACAUUUGCGAUUGGAACCUACUUAGCUACUCCCCAUCCGACUCGGAAGACGAAGAUGCUCCUGAGCCAAAGAGGCCGAAAGAUAGCGACCGAGAAUUCAACCCCACCCUCAGCCUCAGCGAAGAGCAUUUGUGCGGGGACGCAGCCGAACUCGACGACGUCCAGGAGCCUUCCCCGAUCCAGGACCUCGCAGCCGCCCUAGGGAAGGCCGGCAGCGUGGGUAAAUUCGUUCGCCUCGACGACCAUGCGACAGAGAAUGGCAAUCCCAUCGGAGUAAGCACAGUGGGAAGCUAUAAGAUGAGCAUCUGGAACUUGGGUAUCCGCGAGGACCUUUACGAAGACUACUUUCCGCUCGCCCCCCUGGUCCCAAACUUGACUAUUCGGAUCACAUCCACAACAAUGGCUGCAUUUGGCGUAGCGACUCGGGCCUGCCAAUUAACAAACAUCAACACGGUAUCCUCGUCAGUAAAGGAACGGCUUGGUGUGGGCAUGCCAGCUUCGACCAGCACCGCCUUUUCUCGAGCCUACAUGGGCUUCUCAGCCUAUCCAAUGGGCGACACUUACAUGACUCCGGGGCGAAACAUACCAAACAAAGGGAAGGAUGUGGAGGGGACAAAGGAUCAGAUUGCGCGACCUCGAGACAUCGACCUGGACGACAGCGCAGCAGGGACCCAAUGCAAGGUGGAACCCGGAUCGAAGUUGGUUGGGGCGAAUCUCAUUUGGCAUGAGAGAUGCCUGGUCCCCGGAGCGAUUCAAACUUUGAAGCAGCUUGUACACUUCGACACUCCAGAGGAUGUACAGGACGGCUCGGAUGCCAGGCUGGCCGCAUGGGCGUUUCUUGACCGGGAGCAUACCCGCGCUUUGAAUGGGAUUCAACCAACGCCCUACGGCUCCAAAUCUCCUACGGACAAGGGACCCAACCAGCCGACGAUGAAGGAGCGCUACGUGUGCCGCGGGUCCGACACACACUUCAUGCUCAAAUGGCCACCCCUAGCUGUUAUGGAGGUGCCGAGAGAGAUGUAA
Messenger RNA from Ilyonectria robusta, 1200 nucleotides. RefSeq lists its product as uncharacterized. The coding region runs from base 1 to 1200 and encodes 399 amino acids. The transcript has a single exon. NCBI's taxonomy places the organism in Eukaryota, Fungi, Ascomycota, Sordariomycetes, Hypocreales, Nectriaceae. The record is from RefSeq and is a predicted model, not a curated record.